AUGUCCGAAGUCAAUGGGCACAAUUUCCCUUCCAACGUCGAAUGGUUUGCGGAGGGAACGAAAAUGAUUCUCUUUAACGGCGAGACCAUCAAGGUAGAAGAAUUGAUACCCGGUAGUCAGUUACUAUGGGCAGACGGCAGCUAUCGUUUCAUUGAUGAUGUCUUUCGUGCGAACGACAAUCUGUAUCAUUUGACCCAGUAUACGAAACAUCGGGCACACAAGCUUGAUCCUAGUCGGCCCGAACCUUUUGGUGUUUUUAGGAUGGUGUGUUUCGAGAGAGCUGUCUUGUCAUUACAAACCGGCAUUCAUGCUCGUGUGUCUUACGAUAAGAGAAGAGACGUCAAACUUUUGAGAUUCUCCAAACUUCGUGACCACUUGACCGACAAUGGUAGGGUUAUCAAAAUGUUGAAAUGGACCGAAGAAUCUUUUCCGGUCGAUACUCCCAAUUCAGUACUAGUGGAUUUAGUUAAAAAAUUUCGAGAAGCAACUGGGAAGAAGUUCGUUGAAUGGGAAUGUGAAAUUGGUGACCUAAAAUAUCUCAUCAAUGAUAUACGCGCGUCCACAAGAUUGCUACUGUAUCCGAUACCGUUUGAAAUACCAACAUUGAAACCAUGGCUACAAAGAACGUUUGAAAGAGAGGUUUCUGAUCGCGAAUUGGAAGCUAUGUCGUGGAUGCUGGGAUUUUGGAUAGGUGAUGGUUGUAGAGCAGGAGCGUUGUUCGCCUUAAACAUGGAAGAUAAUGAUGUCAAUGGAAUGCUAGAGGAGAAUGCGAAAAUCUGGGGUAUGUCGUAUGAGAAGAGGAAAUACGCCAAUAGCGGCCUCAGCGCAUUUGCAGCCUUGCAUACACCAAAGGCAGAUGGCAAGGGACGUAAUUGGAAUGUUAAGAACCCGUUCGUGGCCGUCUUGAGAGGCUUGAAAUUUUACAAAAACGGUUUGCUCAACGGUCCCAAGAAUAUUCCAGAAUUUAUGCGGGUAGACCAACUUCUAGUACGUAAAUGUUUUAUGGCUGGACUCAUUGAUUCAGACGGAUAUUCAUCAGUGGCUGAUGAUUUUUUGAGCGCGAAGGUCUCUUCCGUUUAUCCUCCAAUACGGGAUGGAAUCCUCUUCAUUUGCCGCUCGCUUGGUUUAAACGUUUCUGUUUCGUUCUGUCCGGCGCAUAGAGAUGAAAAGCGGGGUAUCAAUGAAGCUGAUAUUUGGAACUUCUUAAUAACCAGCGGCACAAAUCGUGGCAUUCUUCUCUCUAUCUUGCAACGGUGCUCUCAUGGAAGAAAAAAAGAUCCGCCAAUAUUCCAUUAUAACAAAACCCCCAGCAACGAGGCCGACGCAUAUGCGCGGCGACCCAAACGUUAUUUGAACUUGUCCGAACCCAUUUCCAAUUUGGAAAAUGAAUCUAUCUCCGAUAAAAGUAUGACUGGUUCGACCGCUGUUGACGAUGUUUCCUUCUCAGAGUGCGAGAACGAGUUUGACUCGAAUACGGAAAUUGAACAAGAGCAGACAGUUUCCGAAACCGGUUUUGGUUGUUUUGACCUAGCAAUAGAUCUGGAAGAAAUUCAAUUGGAAACGGACCUGACCGAAACCGAUCCUGACAUUGUUGAACUGGAUCUAGGUUUAGACGCAGACAUAUCAAAAACCUUUGACGAGCCUUAUUUUGAAAACGAUGGUGACAGAGACUAUGCCUCUUUCAAUAAUUCGCGCCAAUUUUUCAAGACAGCUCCCAUGAAUCAAAAAGGUACUAUAUACGGAAUUCAGCUUAAAGAGCGUGGAAUUUUGACAGAGUCUCAAAUAGUCUAUGAACCCCCAUAUUCGGUGGGUGACGAAAGAGUACCUUACGAACAGGUGUGUUUGUCCUGUUCCACAAAGGACGAAACUCGUUGGACAACAGUCCCAUGGCAAUAUAAUGUCAAAGACAGAUUGUGUCGGAGUUGUUAUGACUCGUAUGUUCGGACCAAUACAAGGUGUUCAAACACCGCUUGUAACAAAGUAUAUCACCUUUACCAGCUCGGAAAAAAGGCCAUGAAAGGACAACCUAGGCUAAAAAUCAACGUAGAGAAUGGUAGUGCAAAACAUCGAUACCUGUGCAAUCUGUGCGGUAGCGUUACGGUGACUGACGGCGCACCCGAAGACGCCAAAGUAAGGAAAGAAGCAACCGUAGAAAGCUGUUGCGUGGUCUGUGGGCCCAAAUCAACAGGCAGAUGGCGCAAGUUUCCUUGGGAUAAAGACAAGAUGUGGUGCGGUGCAUGUUCGCAAAGAUUUCUAAGAACUAGAAUCAUCUGUGCGGACACGAAUUGUCGCAAAAUACCUUCCCCCUCAGAAUUUGCGAAAAUGAAGAGUUUACCUGGUAAGCCCGAAACCUUCAACUGCCUAAAAUGCAAACAACCAGUGACAAGAGAUCUCUCAAAAGCACUUUUCGUGCCCGCAAAAUCUGAAAUGCGUACCGAGACUUGCAUUUCGUGCGGACCCAUUGCUGCAAAAAGAUGGUGUUCACUUCCUUGGGACAAGAAAAGCUCUAAACUCAUUUGCGACAACUGUAAACGGCAUUAUAACGACCACGGUCACCGUUGCUUGAAUGAUUCUUGCAACAAGAUAUUCUCAUACGUUCAAUUGAAGAAGAUGGAAAUCAAAAAGCGUUCGAAACCAGAUAACUCUGAAGAAUCCUGCUACGUAUGUCCCCACUGUGGGCAAGAUACCGAGUGGCGUCCAUAA
This is a messenger RNA of Lachancea nothofagi CBS 11611, 2703 nucleotides long. The record is from the annotation of a GenBank genome assembly. NCBI's taxonomy places the organism in Eukaryota, Fungi, Ascomycota, Saccharomycetes, Saccharomycetales, Saccharomycetaceae.